Plasmodium coatneyi is the source of this 1605-nucleotide messenger RNA. Its product is annotated as Putative tRNA (cytidine(32)/guanosine(34)-2'-O)-methyltransferase. Gene Ontology annotation, molecular function: tRNA methyltransferase activity. Gene Ontology annotation, biological process: cytoplasmic translation; tRNA methylation. Gene Ontology annotation, cellular component: cytoplasm. The record is from RefSeq and is a predicted model, not a curated record. Bases 1 to 1605 code for a protein of 534 amino acids. NCBI's taxonomy places the organism in Eukaryota, Apicomplexa, Aconoidasida, Haemosporida, Plasmodiidae. The transcript has a single exon.
AUGGGGAAGCUGAGCAAAGAUAGGAGAGACAUCUACUACCGGAAGGCCAAGGAAAAUGGGUACCGAGCGAGGAGCUCCUUCAAGCUAAUCCAGAUAAACGAAAAGUUUGGAAUUUUCAAAUUAUUUGACCCCAAAAAUUAUUGGGAAAAGGACAUGGAUAAAAUAAGGAACAUAUACAAUGAACACUUCUGCUACAAUAUAGUCGACUUGUGCGCAGCCCCUGGCAGCUGGUCGCAGGUGCUGAAAAAUAUUUGCCUGUACAACUACUACCAGAUGCUCCACUGGGUAAACACAAACGAGGGUAAUCCACCCAAUUGUGAUGAACACGAAAAGUUUUUAAACAACUUUUCUCUUUACGUCAAUUUUAACGAUGAGCUAGAGAAGAGGAUAGAAAACCUGCCCAAAAAGGAGUUUGUGAAGAAGCCAAAAAUUAUAGCUGUAGAUUUACAAGAAAUAGGAAAUAUGAAAUAUGUGCAGAUUAUACAAGGGGAUAUAACCAAGGCGUCCACUGUGCAUGAGAUUUUACGAUGCAUGAAGGAGGGGGAAGUAGGAAACGGCAUGGGUGAUGGUACCGUCCAGGGGAUUGAUCAACUAAAUGGGCAAAACGCAGAAAGGAAAAACUUCCCAACUUACGCACACGCUGUUGUGAAUGACGGGGCGCCAGACAUAACGGGCAUGAAUGACAUAGACGAAUUUAUUCAGUCCCAACUCAUUUUAUCCAGUUUAAAAGUAUGCUGCUCCGUUUUAAAAAUCGGAGGAAAUUUUAUAAGUAAAAUAUUUAGAGGUGAACAUACUGGUCUGCUCAUUCUACAUUUGAAUAAAUUCUUCGAAAGAGUUUAUGUGUGUAAACCGCAGAGCAGUCGGAAUAAAAGUUUGGAAUCCUUCCUCGUUUGUUUGAACUUCUCUUUGCCGCUGUGCAAGAUUACAGCGCUGAGUCAUCAUACAGGGGGGAAGAAGUUUAAUCUUCAAAAUAUGCCUGAAGAAGAACUUCGAAAAAUGCAUGCAAAGUUAAUUACUGAGAAGGACAAUGAGGGAGAAAUUCGCAAAAGAGGCAAAUCCUUCAGCAGGGAGGAAAAAAGAGAUGAUACAACAAGUGGGGAGGAAUUAUCCGCCGAUACGAGUGGUGAGGAUAGCCAAGUUGAAUCGGAGGGGAACAAAGAAGAUGACGGAAAAGAUGAAAACGAGUUUGCACACAUAAGUGAAUGCACCAGUGAUGAUGCUGAAGGGGGAAACAUAUUAAAGGGAGAUGGACGGAAGGACUACAACCUUGAACGCGGUGAUACACUGAUGGGGGAAAAAUCUCGAAGUAAAAACUUUGCCCACAAAAAUGUGGACAUAUUCAAUUUUUACUGCUCCGAUAGCGACGAAGAGAUAAAGUAUUUCAAUUCAGACGAUGAAGAAAUUGUAAAUGAGUACAUUGCGUCGGAAGUUUUUAUGAAUGACAAACUGUUUUCCUUUGUCGCUACGCAGAAUUAUUACGACUCGGAUAAGUCCUACUUGCUUCCGCAGAAUUACGUUCGGCAUGAGCCCCAACUUAUGCCGCUGCAGCCCCCCUAUUUGUUGUCUUUACAGAAGAAAAGGCAAGAGGGGAAGAAGCCACAAUGA